AAUAUGGUUGAAACGAAAGUAAAAGUACAUCCUCUAUCUCUGAGUUACCGGGAAAUGACUCAUUCACAGUGGAGUUACUGCGAACGCAUGCGCGCCGCGAAGAGGCUUGUUCCUUUCAUUCACAGCUUGAACUUGAACUUGAACCGAAAAUAGUACACUAAAAUUUUGGGAACCAACAUUCAAUCAAAAUCGAAAAUCAAAUUUUAAUACUUUUUUGGGGACGUAUUCCACCAGCACCAAAGCAAAGGUAGGGUUGUGGUUGGUUUCCAGCGAAAUUUUGGGGGUCUCAAGCUACCGUUUCAACCCUGGCCCCCCACCAAGAGAAAUGAGAUCCGUGCAUAAAUUUGUAAACAAGAGUGCCCCCGGAAGAUAAGGACGAGAUAUUUUUGGCCCGCAAAGUGUUGUGUGCUUGGUGCAACGGGAAGGACAAUCACCACCAUGGGCAGCCCGAAAAGACCUGGGAGUGAAGAGAUGACGUACGAAAUGUACUACGGAUACGAGGACCGGUUUCACUGGGACGGUGCACUGUGGGUGCAGGCGGCCGAAGGUGUUGUUCCGCCGGAUGCGGUGGUCGCUGGAUACGAGGGCGAGAUUACCUACAUUGGGCGCGCCAAAUACCACGGUGCCAUCGUGCCCGGCCGGGUCAUACCAUCGAAGCAGGCCUGUCUGGUGGUUUACGACGGCGUCGAACGUUCCCGGCGCGACUAUCAGGUAUUGUGCGGCCACCGGGGAGAGUUUGUGCCGAAGGAUUACGAUCGCCUUAGGGAACGGCUUUUUCGGGCAGGAGUAACGAAGCGCGGCGCCCCGCUCUAUCUGGGUUUGGUACGGCUCGGAUUAACAACGAUCGUGGGCUGCGUCGAUCUCUCCGAAGGUGUUUGUCACAUCGGGUUGGACGGUUACGAGAAGUCAUACACCGAUUAUGAUGUGUAUAUCUCCAAUGAGGCCACGACUGCCCCGGCAUCGGCUUUCUCCACAGAUUCGUCAUCACCAUAA
Molecule: messenger RNA, 993 nt
Organism: Anopheles darlingi
Lineage: Eukaryota; Metazoa; Arthropoda; Insecta; Diptera; Culicidae
Exons: 1
Coding region: 439-993 (184 amino acids)
Source: RefSeq, a predicted model, not a curated record